CUUUCACUUCUUCUCUUCUCUUCUCUGUCUCUCUGGUUGUCCAUCAGAGACAGGUUUUAGUGAAACUGAGUGAAAAGAAAGAAAGACAGAGGGGCUCCGUUUCUGUUCUGUCUCACUGUUCCUCAAAGCAGCCUCUCAAUAAUGAAGAAAUGAACCCAGAACCAAGCCUCUUCUUCUAUGAAGAAGAUGGAUCAGCCAUUUCUCUUGGACGCUCUCUUCUGCUCCGAGCAACAUUUGGACGAGGAGCAGGCCUCCGUCUUGGACUAUUUUGAAGCAGACCAGUUUGUAGAGGGUACUUCUUUUUAUAGCAACUCUUGUGCCUCUACAUCUUUUAAGCAGCUACCAAAAAAGUCCCCGGUUUUGCUAGAGCAAGACCUGUUCUGGGACGAUGAGGAAGUCAUCUCUCUGUUGUCAAAAGAGAAAGUGAAUCAGGAUCGGAAAAUCCAGAAACCCAACUCGGCUUUGGCCGGGGCUCGUAAGGAGGCCGUGGAUUGGAUGCUCAAGGUCAACACCCACUACUCUUUCUCUGCCCUCACUGUUGUUCUGGCCGUUGAUUACCUCGACAGGUUUUUCUUCAGCUUCCAGUUUCAAACCGAGAAGCCAUGGAUGACACAGCUUGCUGCCGUGGCUUGUCUCUCCAUUGCUGCUAAGGUGGAGGAGACCCAAGUCCCCUUAUUACUAGACUUCCAAGUGGAGGAUAGUAAGUGUGUGUUCGAAGCGAAAACGAUUAACAGGAUGGAGAUUUUGAUUCUCUCAACUCUUGAUUGGAAGAUGAAUCCGGUGACCCCAAUUUCGUUUCUUGAUUACAUGACAAGGAGGUUUGGUUUGAAGGACCAUCUCUGCUGGGAGUUUCUCAAGAGAUGUGAGCUCAUCCUUGUCAAUCUCAUCUCAGAUUCUAGGUUCUUGUCUUUCCCUCCAUCUGUAGUGGCUACUGCCACAAUGCUGCACGUUGUCAAUAACAUUGAGCCUUGUCUUCAAGUUGAGUAUGAAAACCAGCUCUUGAGUAUUCUCCGAAUCGAUAAGGGUUUGGUUGAUGAUUGCUCUAAGCUCAUUUUGGAACUGUCAUCAUCGUGGUCGAGACACAAGCGCAAGUUUGGUUCUUCAGUUCCUGGGAGCCCAAAUGGAGUCAUUGACAUGGCAUUCAGCUCAGACAGCUCAAAUGACUCGUGGGCAGUGGCCUCAUCAGUCUCGUCCUCACCGGAACCUCUCUCCAAGAAAAGCAGAGCUCUUGAGAAGCUCGACCACACGGCAAAUGCUGCAGAUAUUCUCAGCCUUCCACGCCUUCCCUAAUUCGUCCCCCCCCCCCCCUCCCCCGGGUCCAA
Messenger RNA from Argentina anserina (silverweed cinquefoil), 1322 nucleotides. RefSeq names its product cyclin-D3-3-like. The transcript is spliced from 4 exons. Gene Ontology annotation, biological process: regulation of cyclin-dependent protein serine/threonine kinase activity; mitotic cell cycle phase transition. Lineage: Eukaryota; Viridiplantae; Streptophyta; Magnoliopsida; Rosales; Rosaceae. The coding region runs from base 178 to 1290 and encodes 370 amino acids. Gene Ontology annotation, molecular function: cyclin-dependent protein serine/threonine kinase regulator activity. Gene Ontology annotation, cellular component: cytoplasm; nucleus; cyclin-dependent protein kinase holoenzyme complex. The record is from RefSeq and is a predicted model, not a curated record.